GCGAAAACAGGCGAAACGAACAAAAGUGAAGCUACAGAAAGCUAUUUUUUUAUAUACAACAUUUUCCAAUAAAACAACAUGGUAAAAAACGUCUAUAUAAUUGAUAAGACUGGCAGAGGACGUCGUGGACGUGGUGGACGUGGCGGACGAGGAGGACGAGGCGGACGAGGCGGGCGUGGUGGAGAUGGCGGCGACGCUGGACGUGGCGGGGUCAGUGGCCGCGGAGUCGGCGGCCUGAACCGGCAACAACGAUUUUUCUUGGCGUUCCAGGCGGCCAGGAACGUCCCCGUGUCCGCCGGUGAGCGCAAAAACUUGCAAAGGGCCUUUUUGGCCCUACUGCAGCCGCAGGGGCAGGAGCAGCAGCCGCAGGGGCAGGAGCAGCAGCGGCAGGAGCAGGAGCAGCAGCAGCUGCUCAAGGAGGUCUUAAAGGACCUACUUGAAGAGAAACAAAAGGAGAUAGAGGCGGCGGUGUCGGCCUUUAUAUCCGGCAAGAAGCAGCAGGAGCAGCGUCAACUUGAGCAGGAGUCGGAGCAGCCCCAACAGGAGCAGGAGACGCUGCAAAACAAUGUAUAAACACAA
Molecule: messenger RNA, 579 nt
Organism: Drosophila kikkawai
Lineage: Eukaryota; Metazoa; Arthropoda; Insecta; Diptera; Drosophilidae
Product: mRNA export factor GLE1-like
Source: RefSeq, a predicted model, not a curated record